Molecule: messenger RNA, 594 nt
Organism: Condylura cristata (star-nosed mole)
Lineage: Eukaryota; Metazoa; Chordata; Mammalia; Eulipotyphla; Talpidae
Gene: GAL3ST2
Product: galactose-3-O-sulfotransferase 2
Exons: 1
Biological process (GO): glycoprotein biosynthetic process; glycolipid biosynthetic process
Cellular component (GO): membrane
Molecular function (GO): galactosylceramide sulfotransferase activity
Source: RefSeq, a predicted model, not a curated record
UCCAAACAGGUGCAGAAGGUCAUGGCCAACGGCACCUUCUACUUCUCGAUCCUCAGAAACCCCGUCUCCCAGCUGGAGUCCGCCUUCGCCUACUACCAGAGCUACGUGCCCGCCUUCCGCGCCGCGGGCAGCCUGGAGGCCUUCCUGGCCGCGCCGCGCGCCUACUACAACGCGAGCCAGGGCCUGCGCAACGCGCACGCGCGCAACAACAUGUGGUUCGACCUGGGCUUCGACCCCGACGCGGCGCCCGAGGAGGGCUACGUGCGCGCGCGCCUGGCCGAGGCCGAGCGGCGCUUCCCGCUGGUGCUGAUCGCCGAGUACUUCGACGAGUCCCUGGUGCUGCUGCGGCGCCUGCUGCGCUGGCGGCUGGACGACGUGGUGGCCUUCAAGGUCAACGCGCGCGGCCCGGGCCGCACCAGGCGCCUGGCCGGCGCCCUCGGCCUCGGCCAGGGCGGGCCCCUCGCGUGGACACGGCUUUGGCUCUGGUUGUAGCGAAACUCAGCGAAGAUCUCGGCCCGGGGCCCCCCUCCCCGCCUGUCUGACCGCUGCCCCUGCGCCUCCCGGGACGGGCUGGACGCGCAGAGACGCCUGGGG